GUCCGAAGAAGAUUCGACGAUUAUACAGUAUGCUAGUAUAUUGUCGUUUAUAAAUCCUGUCAGUAAUUUCACGGCCCUGCUACUGUAUUUUGGACGUAACCACUUGUAAUAAGACGAGGAGCCACAUUUUGUGCCUCAUUUAUGUGGACUAGCCUAUGGCUGUAGCUAAUGCUAGCUACCAAACAUCAACAGGAAGUAGUAGCCGAGCUAAAAGUCCAAUGUCGUGCUCUUUGAGCUCUCCAGACAUGAAUUGUACUUUGGAGAAAGUCCUGACCGAUGCCAAAUCAUUGGUCGAAAGGCUCCGCAACCAUGACAAGGCAGCAGAGAUGUUAAUCGAGCAGACGACAUUUCUCAAUAAGCGGGUGGAUGCCAUGAAGCAGUAUCAAGUGGAGAUUGACACACUAAACCAGGUUGCACGUCAUCGGCCUCGAUCCAGUCUGAUCCUGGGCAUCCAACAGGAAAAUCGUCAAAUUAGAGCUCUCCAGAUGGAAAACAAAGAGCUACGGACGUCGUUGGAGGAACACCAGUCUGCCCUGGGGCUCAUCAUGAACAAAUACAAGGAGCAGAUGUUUCGGCUGCUCAUGGCCAGGAAGAGGGACGACCCCACCAUUGUGACCCAGCUGAAGGAGCAGCACACAACGGAACUCCAAGCACAUGUCGACAAGAUCAACGAGAUGGCCUCAGUCAUGAGGAAAGCGAUAGAGGUGGAUGAGGGGCAGAUAUGUGAAGAUGAGGAGCGGAUCAAACGGCUCGAGCUGGAGAACAAAGGACUGAGAGAGCUGCUCGGAAUCAGUCGCGAAGCAUUCCUGAUCCUGAAGAGAGAGGAUGCAUCAGAGAGCACGUCGCUCUCGCCGCCAUUGACCAAUACUGAACCUAGUUUACAAAAGAGUUAAGAGUAAAGACUGGACUGACCAUCCAUGCUUGCACUACAAUGUGUUGUGGAUGCACCAGUUUUCCUCCAUGGACCCACCCCACCCUUAACUGGCAGUGCAUCUACUGUAUGACCCUCCUCAAGAACUGCAUUUGAACAAUCACUUUUGUCCUUUUUUUUUUGGUACUUGUUUUAGGUUUAACAGUGUGGCGAGCAAAGCCUGCGGCACUUGCAAUAACUUGAAAGUGUGAGUGAGAUCAAGGAAAAUGUGAGCUAGAAUAAAUACAUGACUAUCCAAUACA
Molecule: messenger RNA, 1173 nt
Organism: Phyllopteryx taeniolatus (common seadragon)
Lineage: Eukaryota; Metazoa; Chordata; Actinopteri; Syngnathiformes; Syngnathidae
Gene: fgfr1op2
Product: FGFR1 oncogene partner 2
Exons: 6
Coding region: 156-893 (245 amino acids)
Biological process (GO): response to wounding
Source: RefSeq, a predicted model, not a curated record